AUGGGGGGCCCGCGGGACGACUGUCGUCGUGCCCUCAGCUCAGCCCCCAGAGUAGCGUCCAGCCGGUCCCGCGGGGAGCGAGGCUUUGUGGCGAUAACAAGCAUCUCUGUGCGCAAACCGAACUUCAACAGCCCAGACGCGGGUGGCCCCGUGAUCCCACAUUGCCCCGCAUUAGCAGAGGGAGAUGGCGUCCCUCCCACGGGACAGCCUCGUGACACGUCUCUUCCCUCCUCACCUCCCAGACAGCUGCAGCAUGACUUUCCCCGGGCCCUGAUUUUCAGCACGGAUGAUUAUUUCUUCAGAGAAGAUGGUGCCUAUGAGUUCAACCCUGACUUCCUGGAGGAAGCGCAUGAAUGGAACCAGGAAAGAGCAAGGAGAGCAAUGAGGACCGGCAUCUCGCCCGUGAUCAUUGAUAACACCAACCUGCACGCCUGGGAAAUGAAGCCCUAUGCCGUCAUGGCACUUGAAAAUAACUAUGAAGUUAUAUUCCGAGAACCUGAGACUCGCUGGAAAUUCAACGUGCAAGAGUUAGCAAGAAGAAACAUUCACGGGGUCCCACGAGAAAAAAUCCACCGGAUGAAGGAACGGUACGAACACGACGUCACCUUUCACAGCGUGCUGCGUGCAGAGAAGCCGGGCCGGAUGAACAGAAGCCAGGACCGGGCCAGCGCCUCGCCCCCCCAUCGCAGGGGCUGCUGGGCCCCCUGCGCGGAGCUCCCCGCCCGGAGGGCUCCCAGCGGCGUCACAGCCGGGGGCUCCUUCAGCCGGAGGGGGCGUUGUCACCAUGGGUAUUAGACACCGCCUCACAGGCACCCGUUUUCCUAAAUCUGUUUUUACUUCAAUUUUUGGUAUUCAUUCUCCGUUCAGUUUUAGUCCAAGCUCUGACCAUGCCAGUGUGAAUAGCCGGACCUGGGCGAUUGUGAGAAGUCACCGUGCCGUCCACAGCGGGCGUUUGGUCACUGACCCUGUGUGCAUGGUCUGACGCUGGGAGUUCUGCAGGUUUGGGUGAACAAAGUACUCUCUCCAGGGAAAGAAUUUGAAGCUAAAACUCGAGAACGUACCCGGGAAGUCAGUCUGUCACUCACCUAGGUUCAUACGUGAAGCAAAGCGUUCAUAGUGUACGUGAGCCUCAGUACCCCUUUCUCUGAAGUCAUCUGUUUUUUCAGGAAUUCACCUCCAUCAGGAAAGUUGGACAGGUGGGGAGGAGCAGUGAGAGGUAGGAAAAGUCUUAGUGCCAUUGCUACUUUUUUAAUCUGUGUAUCCAAAAAUGUGAGAUAUGUGGCUAUAAUGAUAUUGAUUUUCCUUUAAAAUGAAUAUACUAGGAAGUACACAUCAAAGGGAAUAUUGUCCUUCCAAGGAGACACUUGGAAAAUUAUUUUUAUUCUAGUGAUGUAUCAUUGUUAAAAAUGUCUGUCAAGUCCUUCUUAAUAGCUCACACAAGCUACUGAGGAAAAUCGGUGUCAUUAUUUAGUCACUCUUUGUAGUCUUGUGUUUUAACUGCCACUUUACUGACCAGGAUCGAACCUGAAUACUGUUUGGCUGUUGUGCUAAUAGUGUAAAUAAAACAAGCCUCUUUUAUAAAACAUCAGUUUUUAAGAGGAAUCAUUAAGCAGUUUUUAAAAUUUUGCUUCUAAAGGUAAUUAGUUGGCGGCCCCCAUGUCUGGGGUCCAGACCACAGAAGGGGUACGUGAAAGUCAUGCCCACUGUCACUUCAGCAGUCUUGGUGUCCGUGUGGCAUUAAGACAGGGAAGUUCUACAACUCUGCAAUGUCUCUCUUCUACCAAUACUGAAUUUAUGAAUCCAAAUUCUCGGCAGGUUGGAAUCAGAUUAAUCUGGUGUGCGACCUGAUAAGACCACAUAGGAUGUGUGCUUUAUUUCUUGUUGGCCAACAGCUUUUCUCUAAUGUUCUGUGAAAAUUAUUUUAAGUGUCUUAUAUGAUGGUGCUUUUAUCGUUAUUAAAAAUUAUAUAUGGUAUUGCUUUAUAUGGA
Messenger RNA from Pteropus alecto (black flying fox), 1988 nucleotides. RefSeq names its product NEDD4 binding protein 2 like 1 (gene N4BP2L1). The record is from RefSeq and is a predicted model, not a curated record. Lineage: Eukaryota; Metazoa; Chordata; Mammalia; Chiroptera; Pteropodidae. The coding region runs from base 1 to 795 and encodes 264 amino acids. The transcript is spliced from 5 exons.